AUGCCCUCCCAUCCCGAAUCGGACGAGCUGGAGACCUCCCCCCGCGCAACAUCCACCGCCUCCUCCCUCCGCUCCACCUCCACUCCCGCCCUCAUCCGCUCCUACCUCGUCUACACAGCCUGCUCCUUCCCGCUCAUCAUCGACUCGGCCCCGGGCCUUCUGCAUGCCUUCACGCACUCCGGGAUCCCAGGUCUUAAGGGCCUCACAGAGUUCGUCGUGAGACAUACAUUCUUUGCGCAGUUUGUACCGGGCGAGACGGUCGAGGAAUGUAUUCCGCAAAUGGAGGCGAUGCGGCGCCGAAAUGUAGGGGCGAUGCUGAAUUACUCGGCGGAGGCGGAUCUGGAUGCGGCAGGGGAGGGGGAUAGCAGGGAGGCGGGCAAGGCGUUUGAGAAGAAGAGACUGGAGGAGGUUUAUCGGGCUUUGGAGAGGGCAGGGGAAUUUGAGGCGGGGAUGGAGAAGAGAGGGGGGAUGAGAGGGAGUACCUGCUUUGCUCUAAAGAUCACCGGCCUCAUCGACCCCGAUAUCCUCGCUCGAGCAUCCACAACCCUCCUCCGCCUUCGCCCCCUCUCCCAGUCCUCAUCCCCCUCUUCACCUCUCUCCGGCCCUCACCCGCCGGUCGCCUACCCCGGCACACCCCUCUCGUCCGAUGCCCAGGUCAUAGCGCGCGAAACGGGGGAUACGCGGUAUCUCCUCAGCCUGAAAGGCGGGGUGGAGGGGAUGGGGAUACUGGAGAGCGACGAGGGGUUGCAAGACGGCGAUCUGGAGGAGCUGGGCGUACUCUGGGGGAAGUUGAGGGAUUUGGGGGCGUUUGCGAAGAAGAAGGGGGUCAAACUGAUGAUUGAUGCCGAACAUACCUGGUAUCAGCCCGCUUUGGACGCGUAUACCAUACUUCUUGCGCAAGAGUACAACCGGCCGCCCAAGCGAGGUCUGCUGGGUCUGGGCGAGACAGAAUCGCCCAUCGAUGGGCCGCUCGUCUUCGGGACAUUCCAGUCAUAUCUGAAUCGCCAGCCCGAGUACCUCCAAGCUGCCCUACACCACGCCGAGGAGAAUGGGUAUAUACUGGGCGUGAAGCUCGUCAGGGGCGCGUACUUUGUGCAGGAGAGGAAGAAGUGGAAAGAUGAGGGCAGGCCGGGUCCUGAUCCGAUCUGGGCAGACAAAGAAGCCACCGACAAGGCAUACGACGGCUCAGUCACCACCAUCAUCUCGACUCUCGCUCGCCAACUCCACUCUACGCACUCUGAGCGCGCCCUCAACGUCGUCUUCGGGACGCACAACCAGGAAUCGUGCGAUCUGAUCGUGGAGCGCCUGAAGGCUGAGGGGCUGGCUGUACUCGGCGAAAAGAAGGGGAGUGUCCGGUUGAGAGAGGACGUGCAGGGAAAGGUGUUCGUAGCGCAGCUGUAUGUAGGUAUGAAGGACGAUCUGACGGACCGGAUGGCGGCGGCGUUCGAGUAUGCACCUAUUCCCUUUGCGCUCAAAUACAUUGCCUAUGGCCAACUUGCGGAAGUCAUGCCUUUCCUCGGAAGGAGGGCUAUUGAGAACAAGGCGGUGAUGAGUGGGGAGGGAGGCGCCGCGGCCGAGAGGUCGAGAUUGAGCGGAGAGCUGUGGAGGCGGGUCUUCGGAGGAUAG
Molecule: messenger RNA, 1626 nt
Organism: Dioszegia hungarica
Lineage: Eukaryota; Fungi; Basidiomycota; Tremellomycetes; Tremellales; Bulleribasidiaceae
Product: FAD-linked oxidoreductase-like protein
Exons: 7
Coding region: 1-1626 (541 amino acids)
Cellular component (GO): mitochondrion
Molecular function (GO): FAD binding; proline dehydrogenase activity
Source: RefSeq, a predicted model, not a curated record